Scomber japonicus (chub mackerel) is the source of this 659-nucleotide messenger RNA. It is a transcript of the gene anapc16, whose product is annotated as anaphase promoting complex subunit 16. The transcript is spliced from 4 exons. The record is from RefSeq and is a predicted model, not a curated record. Gene Ontology annotation, cellular component: anaphase-promoting complex; kinetochore; cytosol. NCBI's taxonomy places the organism in Eukaryota, Metazoa, Chordata, Actinopteri, Scombriformes, Scombridae. Gene Ontology annotation, biological process: protein ubiquitination. The coding region runs from base 102 to 428 and encodes 108 amino acids.
GUCGACUGGUGCUACGACAGCUAAAACAAACAACAACCACAACUGCGCGGAUAUUAAAGUCUUUAUAAAAAACUACUUGGGCAUUGAGGUUUGCUAAAGCAAUGGCAGCGUCUUCGUCGUCCUCUUCUGCGGGAGGUGUCAGUGGCAGCUCGGUCACUGGCUCCGGGUUCAGUGCUUCAGAGCUCAUCCCUCCUAGAAAAGUCCUGUAUACGUAUCCUAAAGGUGCAGGUGAAAUGAUGGAAGAUGGCUCCGACAGAUUUUUAUGCGAGUCUGUGUUCAGUUACCAAGUUGCCUCAACACUGAAACAGGUUAAACACGAUCAACAAGUGUCUAGAAUGGAGAAACUCGCAAGCUUGGUGGAAGAGCUGGAAGCAGACGAGUGGAGGUACAAACCAAUCGAACAACUACUGGGAUUUACACCAUCUUAAAUAAAAAAGAUCCAGAUGCCUUUGGUGAAUAAAUCAUGGUUUGUUUUAGUUCGUAAAUUAUAUUCCUUCUUUAUCAUUUUAUUCUAUAUCUAAAGUGUGAAAUAUUAUCUGGAGAUACUGAAUGUGAAAUAUAUUAUUUUAUCACUGUUACUAUUGUAUAACAAUGGCUUACUUUUUUUGUUUUGUUAUUUGAUGCAAAAUGCUAAACAAUAAAAAUACUAUCAUAUACUU